AUGCUCUUCAACAAUCCCUCGACUAUCCUUGUGGGUGCAUUGGGUUGCAUGUCGCUUUUGUCCCAGCGGGCGUAUGCUGCGCAUAUUCCUUAUCGUCACCGACAUAGCCAACAUAGCCCUGGAGGCGUCUAUGAUUCUGCUCCACCAGUCAGCGCCUGUGGAACCGGCGCUCCAACUGCCACAACGACUGUGACUGUAACUGAAACCAUCGAUGCCAGCUCAACGGAGCUGAACGUCAUUACUCCCACGGUUGUUCCUGCUUCCUAUACUACUGUGGAUAUUUCCAGCUCCAGCUCCAGCUCCACCUUUACCAGUGUCGUCGCCGUUUCCUCUACGUCUACAUCUACGUCUACGUCUACGUCUGUGUCUGAAUCUACCUCUGUCUCUACCUCUGCCUCUGCCUCUUCGUCAGGCAAUAGCACUUCAAAGGCAAAGGUCAUCAUCCCGUACUAUCUAUAUCCAUCAACCGGCGCGUGGACACCCUUGGAAGAACUGAUCGUUGCCAAUUCCGAUGUCCAAUUCACCGUCAUCAUCAAUCCAGAUAAUGGCCCUGGCUCAAACACUGCCUCCGAUGCGAACUUCCUCACCGCAGUCCCCAGACUUGCAUCCUACAGUAAUGCACUGGUCCUCGGCUAUGUGAGCACUCAGAAAGGAACUCGAGACAUCUCCGAAGUCGAAAAGGAUAUCCAGACCUACGCCGCAUGGCCAUCAACCAGUGGAAAAUCCUCCUUCGCCGUGCAUGGCAUCUUCCUCGACGAGGCUGUCGCGGAUUACAACGCCGAUACCGUCACUUACUAUAAGAACCUGGCUUCGACCAUCAGGAGUAGUGACGGACUUGGACCAGACAACUACAUCGUCACAAACCCCGGCGCAGUCCCCGACGAAGCCUACCUUGAUAUCCCCGACUCUACUGUCAUUUUCGAGUCUGCAUACAGCGAGUUCCAGUCCGCAUACUCGGCCAACGAAUUCGAGAAGGUCAAGGGACUGGAUCUGGGUCGUUUCGCUACCAUGGUUUACGGUAUCCCGUCCGAUGCCGACCUAUCGACGUUGAUUACGCAGCUGCGCAGUAUCUCCAGUCAUACAUAUAUGAGCAACCUUGACACGUAUCUAGCCUAUGAUUCUUUGUGGAGUACGGUGGUGUCUUUGCUGUCUGCUUAA
Molecule: messenger RNA, 1158 nt
Organism: Aspergillus oryzae RIB40
Lineage: Eukaryota; Fungi; Ascomycota; Eurotiomycetes; Eurotiales; Aspergillaceae
Product: spherulation-specific family 4 protein
Exons: 3
Coding region: 1-1158 (385 amino acids)
Source: RefSeq, a predicted model, not a curated record